AUGGCUUCCGAUGGCUCCCCUAGCUGCUGCUCUUCUGAGCCCUGUGCAGGGACUUCCGGCUGCGCAACUGCCUCAUUCUGCCCCACUAACACAACUUGCCUCCCCAACACCUGUUCCACAUCCAGAUGUCAAACCCCGAGCUUCCUCUGCAGGGCUUCCCUCCCAGCCUGUUGCCUCUCACCAUGCUACUUGGCUGGUGGCUGUAACAGUCCUUGCCUGGUGGGGAGCUGUGCAUGGUGUGAGGAAGGAUCGUUCAACAGUAAUGAGAAGGAGACCAUGCAGUUCCUGAAUGACCGCCUGGCCAGCUAUCUGGAGAGGGUGAGAAGCCUGGAAGAGAACAACGCAGAGCUGGAGUGCAGGAUCCGAGAGCAAUGCGAGCCCAAUGCCCCUCUGGUCUGCCCCGAUUAUCAGCGGUACUUCGACACUAUUGAAGAGCUCCAACAAAAGAUAUUGUGCACAAAGGCAGAGAAUUCUAGACUUGCCGUUCAGGUGGACAACUGCAAACUGGCUGCCGAUGAUUUCAGGUCAAAAUAUGAGAGUGAACUGUCCCUGCGCCAGCUGGUGGAGAACGACAUCACUGGCCUUCGUGGAAUCCUGGGUGAGCUGACCCUGUGCAAGUCAGAUCUAGAGGCCCACGUGGAGUCUAUGAAAGAUGAUCUGAUUUGCCUUAAAAAAGGCCAUGAAGAGGAGGUCAACCUGCUUCGUGAGCAGCUUGGCGAUCGGCUCAGCGUGGAGCUGGACACUGCCCCCACUGUGGACCUCAACAAGGUCCUGGAUGAGAUGCGAUGUCAAUAUGAGAGGGUGCUGGCCGACAACCGCAGGGAUGCAGAGGAGUGGUUUGCUGCUCAGACAGAAGAGCUGAACCAGCAGCAAAAGUCCAGCGUGGAGCAGUUGGAGGGCUGCCAGACUGAGAUGUUGGAGUUGAAGCGCAAGGCCAACACUCUGGAAAUUGAGCUCCAGGCGCAGCAAACCCUGACGGAGUCUCUGGAGUGCACUGUGGCAGAAACCGAGGCCCAGUACAGCACGCAACUGGCCCAAAUGCAGUGCCUAAUUGACAGUGUGGAGCACCAGCUGGCUGAGAUCCGCUGUGACCUGGAGCGUCAGAACCAGGAGUAUCAGGUGCUGCUGGACACCAAGGCCCGGCUGGAGUGUGAGAUCAACACGUACAGGGGCCUGCUGGAGAAGGAGGACAGCAGACUCCCCUGCAAUCCAGGCUCCAGAGCACCCAUGCCGAACAGCACGUGUGAGCCUUGUUCAAACAGCACGUGUGAGCCGUGUUCAGCCUAUGUGAUUUGCACAGUUGAAAACUGCUGUGCAUGA
This is a messenger RNA of Mus caroli (Ryukyu mouse), 1320 nucleotides long. It is a transcript of the gene Krt40, whose product is annotated as keratin 40. NCBI's taxonomy places the organism in Eukaryota, Metazoa, Chordata, Mammalia, Rodentia, Muridae. Gene Ontology annotation, biological process: epithelial cell differentiation; intermediate filament organization. Gene Ontology annotation, cellular component: cytoskeleton. The record is from RefSeq and is a predicted model, not a curated record. Gene Ontology annotation, molecular function: structural molecule activity.